UACAAAUUGCAAAGAUGGCGGCUCCCUACUCACAAUUUUCCCCCAGUCCGACUCCAACGGUAAAUGUCAGUGUAGAAGCUGUCUUAGAAAGCCAAAUUCAGGAAGUCAGGGCAGUAGAAAAGCCAGAAGCACCAGAAGGUCAUGAAAUUCAAGAAAUAUAUGUACCACCACUGUCAAUGUCAGAGAAUCUGACAAAGUUGGCACAGAAAAUUGAUUUUUACAAAGAUGAAAGUGAUGAAAAAGGCAAGCCAACAUCUGAAGGAGAGAAAGAGGAGGAGGAAAAGACAGUGGCAGCCUUCCAACCCUCACUCUGGCCCUGGGACUCGGUCAGAACUAAACUCAGAACAUCACAUACAGAGAUGAGUGUACUUCUUGAUAUACUUAAUAUAGCAUCCAGUAAAGAGAAGCGAUACAUGGUACUAGAUCCUGUCCAACAGAAUGCUCCCGAUCCAAAGUUAGCAAUACAGCUUAUGUCAAAAAGAAGGGCCCUACAGUCAGCAGCCAGUGUUCUUCAGUCUGGUGCAGAAAGGUUACGGAAAUCACAAGCUGAAAUCAACAGCAAAAAUGACUUCCAUCUGGAACUUUUAAAUGUGCGACAGAGUUGGAGACUUAAAAAGACGGGGACCUCCAUACUAGGGGAUCUCAGCUACAGAUCAGUUGGAUCACGGUAUUUACAUAAUGGAGUGUUUGAGGUGGUAAAGAGCUCAGAUCUGAAUGCUGAGGGGGAGUUUCUGGCCCAGCGGGGGAGUCUGGAUGUUGUUGUCCCCACAGAGUUAGAAGGGGCUGCAUACAUACAAGUGGAGGUUAAAUCUGUUCCAGACACCAUGGAUCUGACAGGUGCUAUACUUAAAAUACCAUCAGGAAUUGGUCCAGUACGAAGUGAAACUUACUGGCAGCAAAAGCUAGAGAAAGCACAGAAUGUCCUGUUCUGUAAGGAGAUCUUUGCACAGCUGGCCAGAGAGGCAGUUCAGUCCAAAUCCUCUGUCCCUCACCUGGUGGUCGGGAACCAGAUAAUCACCAAUGUGUUUCCAGGUAUACAACUCUCCAUUGUCUUGUGUCACUCCACAGGAAAAGAAAAAGAGAAGAAGCUUCCUCAAUAUAAAAUGGACCACAACCAUGUGUUAGAACACUCACUCCACCAGCUGCUAAGAGAGAACCACUUCAAGAACAUUAACUUUCCUGCCCCUCACCCUGUGACAGCUCUGGUGGGACUGACCAAGCGCCGGAGACUUGCCGGACCGAAUGCUCUCAGUCGUAAACAGCUGAUGGAGAUGUCAGAAAGUGAGAGCAUGUUGGAUCAAAUCAUCAAGCAGACAAAGCAUAAUGUCCUCCGGUUAAGGACAAUGCAGACCAUUGAUGGGUUUGCGGCCACUUUGUCUGACCCCCAGUUGACUGUCCACUGGAGUUGUUGUAACAGCAGUACAGAGGCCAGCUGUAGGGUCAUCAUCACAUCUCAAGGUUAUGACCUCAGGGUAUGGCACAGUUUUGUUAUCAUCAUUGGUGUAGACAGUUUGAAGGUCAUCAUUAAGGAGGGAAGAGUUUUCUUUUUAUCCUUUGAGGAGAAAGAACUACAAGACUUUAUUAUGUGGCAGGUAUCUCAGCACCAGAUCUCAGUGUCACAGAACUUAGCCCGUCUAAUGGGUUGGCAGAUCAUGAGUACUAGUACAGCAAUGGGCGUGUCUGACCUAGAAUCUUCAGGGACCGCCUCCUCCCUCAUCCUAGCAGCUCCAAAUAAAGAAAGGAUUCUUGCUAUAAAGAGUGGGCCGUCCAGUGGAAUUAAGGUGUUCCUGCAGUUAUCACAGAAAGACAACAAAAACAGAGUUAUCCUUCCUGAUAGUAAAUGGCAGAGUGUAGGAGCUGACUUUCAGCAGGUGGAUCUGACCAAAUUCGAGGGCCGGAAUUUUGCCUCUAAACUAGAACUGUUAUUAGCUACAUUGUCGCAUGAUUCUUCACAAAAUUCAUCCCAAUAAAAGUAACUUAUCUCAAA
This is a messenger RNA of Saccostrea echinata, 1987 nucleotides long. RefSeq names its product mediator of RNA polymerase II transcription subunit 17-like. Bases 15 to 1970 code for a protein of 651 amino acids. The record is from RefSeq and is a predicted model, not a curated record. Gene Ontology annotation, biological process: regulation of transcription by RNA polymerase II. Gene Ontology annotation, molecular function: transcription coregulator activity. The transcript has 14 exons. Lineage: Eukaryota; Metazoa; Mollusca; Bivalvia; Ostreida; Ostreidae. Gene Ontology annotation, cellular component: core mediator complex; mediator complex.